AUGGUACAAAUGAAAUCGACACCUAAGACACCAGGUUCGGCGUACCCAGUAGUGGAACAACAAUUUGGACCACAAUUCAAGGUUGCCCAUCAGAGAGUACAGAUAGAUGUGGACCUUUCGAAGAACUGUAUAGUGGGUACUACUGAGAUGAUUAUUAUGCCAUUGACCCCUAAUCUCGAAUAUAUAGCUUUGGAUUGUAAGAAUAUGAGAAUAAAGGAUAUCAUCUUUGAGAACAGACGGUUGGAUAAUUUUGUGCAUGAUGAUCCUUACAAAAAACUGUCAGACUCUUACUUGAAUAAUUCUGAGGAUGAUAUACUCUACAACUGUAACGGCAUAGAACAGAGCCAUCUAUUAAGAAAGAAAUUUUCAGAGUUUAACCAUAAUCCUGAAGGUUCAUCCAAAUCGCAGCUAUUAGUUAAAGUGCCCUCCUCUGUGAAGAUUCUGCCGCAUGACGUAAACACCCUAUCUGCGUACUUAGGAACCGCUGCUGGUACUUCCGGUAUAACUCCCUCGUUAAGAAACACCCCGAGCACUUUCCCUAACGACACAAUAUAUACCCCGUUGACUUUACGGGUAGACUACGAAUUGGACCAUCCACACACAGGUGUUUGCUUUGAUACCAUAUCCCCUGAACCUCAUCUUUGGAAUGCUUAUACAACAAACUCAGAACUAAAUAGUUCUGUAUCACAUUGGUUACCAUGCAUAGACUCCUUGGAUGAGAAAUGCACAUGGGAUUUAGAAAUAUCAGUACCUAAGAGGGUGCGGGACAUAGGAACCACUAAAGUUGUUGGUGCAAGAAACCUACGAAAGAGGACUGCAAGAGAUAGGAGAUCCAAUUUGAAUGCGAAUGAUGAACAUAUGAAGGAGGAAGACGAUGAUGAAGAUGACGAAGAUGAAGAGGAAGAGGAUGAUGAGGAUGAGGAUGGGACUAUCCAAAACGAAGAUCUGAAUAGAGAAAUCGUGGUCGUAUGUUCUGAAAUGGCAACGAGAAAGGUAACUGCCCAUCCAAUGGAUAUGGCAAAGAAGACAGUUUCCUUCCAGAUAUUCACUCCCGUGGCCCCACACCACAUCGGUUGGGCUAUCGGUGCCUUCCAGACUAUAGAACUACCUUCAAUCUUACAGGCCGAUGAAGAUGAAGAGAUGGAUGAAUUUAAAAUACCGCAACAGGAGCAAGUGUUAGCUGAUGAGCCUCGUGAUGAAAUUCCUAUAUUUGUUUACACAUUGCCAACUGUCGAUUUGAACGAAAAAACUAUCCUCAAUUCUACUCUUGUUUGCCAGGAAAUUAUGGAUUUCUAUUCUAAAGAGUUUGGUUCAUAUCCUUUUACCUCGUACUCUUUGCUGUUUUUACCAACUUUAACGACUGACCUGAUGGAUUUCACAAGCGCCACCUUUUAUAAUUCCAGAAUGCUAUAUCCUCCAGAAAUUAUAGACUUAAUUUAUCCUACAACCAACACACUUGCAUGGGGUUUAGCAAACCAAUGGUCUGGCGUUAACAUCACUCCUCUAGAAUUGAAUGAUUUAUGGUGCGUUGUUGGCAUGGCGGGAUACAUGGUAUUACAAUUAAUACGAAAGCUCAUGGGUGUCAAUGAGUACAAAUUCAGGAUCAAAAUGGCAUCGGAAGCCAUAGUUGAACAGGAUUGGGAAAAACAGCCAAUCGGAACUACUUUUGAUUCUGCUUCUUUACCUAUAUCAACUCUAUCAAAGGAAAUUAAUUUUAUAAAAUUAAAGGCUCCAAUGGUGCUUUUUAUUCUCGAUAGAAGAAUGACAAAAACAGAAAGGUCAUUCGGUAUGUCCCGAGUAUUGCCCAAAAUAUACUUACAAGCUAUGUCAGGGGAAUUGACCAAUAACUCAUUGUCUAGUACCCAUUUUCAGAGAGUGUGUGAACGUGUGAACAAAAAUAGACUCGAAACUUUCUUCAAGCAAUGGGUAUACGGAUCCGGUGUUCCAAUAUUCCGCAUAACGCAAAGAUUUAACAAAAAGAGAAUGGCAGUUGAAAUGGGCAUCAGACAAGUUCAGAUGCAGGAAUUAGGAUUAGGUAAAAUCGUUGGAAAAGAAAAUUUCAAUUCUAGUGCUAUGGAAUAUUUGCAAGAUCAAGACAAAUCUCCUACUCAGGUGUUCACCGGAUCCAUGACAAUCAGAAUCCAUGAAGCUGACGGAACUCCGUAUGAACAUAUUGUUGAACUAAAGGAUGUAUUUACAAAAUUGGAUGUUCAGUAUAACACUAAAUAUAAAAGGUUAAAGAGAAGAAGGAAGGUUAAUAGAGUGACAAAGGAAGCGAAAGAGGAAAUCAAUGAGGAUACACAGGAGGAGGAAAAUGCCAACGAAGAUAUAGUGCUUAUUAAUUGUAUGGGGGAUGUACUCGUUAGCAAAGAUGACUGUAAUAAAUGGAAUUUAACAGACCCAAUGACAACUUCAGAAGGCGAUGACUUACAGCAGCAGAAUGAGGCUUUCGAAUGGAUAAGAAUAGACUCCGAUUUUGAGUGGAUUUCGAAAGUGCACAUUAAUCAACCUGAUUAUAUGUUUGCCUCUCAGUUACAACAAGAUAGAGACGUGGAAGCGCAAGUGGAAAGUGUCAGGUUUUUUGAAGAUGUGAUUUUGAACGGCACAUCUAAUUCCCUUAUAUAUUCCUCCAUUCUCACUCGAACAGCAAUGGAUCCAAAAUACUUUCAUGGUGUCCGUCUUGCUGCUUGUAGAGCACUUUCAAAAUUUACAAUUAAAGCUGAAGAACAGCAAGAAUUCAAGGGAGGCCCAAGGCAUCUGGUUCAAAUAUUCAGGGAGCUUUUCUGUUACGAGGACUCUAAUAUUCCCAAAAACAAUGACUUUUCCGACUAUCCAAAAUAUUUCUUGCAGAAAGCAAUCCCAAAACUUCUUUCUUCAGUGAAAAAUGAUGAGGGUGUUUGCCCUGCAUUUGUUAAGGAAUUCUUGCUUGAUGUAGUGCGGUACAAUGACAACACUGAUAAUAUUUACAGCGACACUUUUUAUAUCACGGAAUUACUUGAAUCUUUGGUAGACUGUUCAAUAUCUGAUAUCAACGAUACAAAGUAUAUUGAUGAAGUUAUGAACGAAAUCCAGAGAUUUUACAAUCUAGAUCAAUGGAUGUCUUCUUAUCAAUUUUUGACCACUAAGACAAUCCAAAAACAACGACUGAAAUUGGCAGUACAUGGUCUUUAUCACUAUGAAGAUUACAAUGAACUUCUAAGCUCAACCAUGUUGGACCAACCAACAACUGACCAUCCUGUAAUCUGCCACGCAAGAGAAGGACUGCAAGACAUUGCUUUACAGGCUCUCAAAAUUUUGCUAGUUAUAGGAGGGAUCAAGAAUAAGGAAGUUUUGAAGUAUUAUUUCGAAACGCUUUGUUUCCACCCUGAUGUAUAUAUAAGGACAAAGUUAGUUGAUACCUUCGCUGGUGCAAUUGAUCUUAUAUCCUCUAAGAAUAGCAUAUCUGAGAUUGAAGACGAUAUUGAUUACAUGAUGAACGAGAUAUGCCCCACUGACCCCACCACAGUAGCAUCGAUUGUUGUUGAAGAUUUCACCAAAGAAGUUGCCCAUAGAAGGGAAAAACAGUUGAGAUCAUCUAUCAAUGGUAUGAUAACGCUAACAAGACAAAAGUUCAAGGAUUAUGAACCUCUCAAAAUGAUAAUGUGGGACGUGCUGCAUUCCCCAUUGAUAAACGUAUAUCAACGGAAGAGGCUUUUCGAUAUAGCUAAUGUGAUAUACCAACUGUACGAUGCAUACAACGUUAUUUUGCCAGUCCCAAGGGAUAAAAAGCUCGUUUGCAAGAAUAUCGGCAACAACACUGUAGUCAUAAAACGUGAAGGAAUACUCAAAGUUCAUCUUGCACCACUGAAACCAGCAAUUGUGGAACCAAAACAUCCACCCACCACAAUAAAAAUUACAAUACCGAAGAAGUCAACUUCCAAACCAAGUAUGCCUGCUGUAGCAGCAAAAGCAAAAAAGAAGCCAUCAUCUGUUAAAGGUACUGUGACGAAAGUAGGGACGUUGCCCAUCAGAUUCCUCAAGAUUUCCACUAAAACAAAUUCGGUACAUAUUUCAUCACUACCGCACAACCCUAACGUAUCGAUACUAAAAUCAAAUAGAAGAACCCUUUCUAUAAAAUUGAAAGUUCCGGCAAACAAAAAAUGA
This is a messenger RNA of Kluyveromyces lactis, 4143 nucleotides long. It is a transcript of the gene TAF2, whose product is annotated as transcription initiation factor TFIID subunit TAF2. Gene Ontology annotation, biological process: transcription initiation at RNA polymerase II promoter. Gene Ontology annotation, cellular component: transcription factor TFIID complex. The transcript has a single exon. The record is from RefSeq and is a predicted model, not a curated record. Gene Ontology annotation, molecular function: RNA polymerase II general transcription initiation factor activity; chromatin binding; transcription cis-regulatory region binding. NCBI's taxonomy places the organism in Eukaryota, Fungi, Ascomycota, Saccharomycetes, Saccharomycetales, Saccharomycetaceae. Bases 1 to 4143 code for a protein of 1380 amino acids.